This is a messenger RNA of Leptosia nina, 297 nucleotides long. The record is from the annotation of a GenBank genome assembly. NCBI's taxonomy places the organism in Eukaryota, Metazoa, Arthropoda, Insecta, Lepidoptera, Pieridae.
AUGUUGGAACUGGUUUGCCUCUGGGCUCAAGGGAACGCGGUGACCCUACGGACGGACUCCCGAGGAAUAUUGAAACGCCAGAUCCUCUUGCAAAAGACGAGUCGGCAUAGCGAAUUAGAUGUGGCGCCGAUUGAACUAUUUAUUGAGUCCUGUGUACACGCUAAGCUCGCUAUGCAGCCUCAUCUCGCCGGCACCUCGCCGUCGCCUCAGUCACAUAUUUUAUUUGUAGAACCUUCCUGGAUCCAGAGUGGACGAAGGCUUAAUAUACACGAGGCGAUUGGACGCGAUUUUGCGUGA